Coturnix japonica (Japanese quail) is the source of this 869-nucleotide messenger RNA. It is a transcript of the gene SPP2, whose product is annotated as secreted phosphoprotein 2. Gene Ontology annotation, biological process: bone remodeling. Lineage: Eukaryota; Metazoa; Chordata; Aves; Galliformes; Phasianidae. Gene Ontology annotation, cellular component: extracellular region. The record is from RefSeq and is a predicted model, not a curated record.
AGGUCAGAUAUAGUAUCAAGGCUGCAUGUAUAUAAGGACAGAAAUAUGCAGUGGAUACUCUUGCUUAGAUGGGGCAAACACCAGAGGAUUUUGAGAGGCACGCAAUGAGGAGCUUGAUUUUUGUCCUCACUCUGAGCGUUUUCUCAUGCUCAGGAUUUCCAGUGUAUGACUAUGAGCUCCCUGUCACAGAAGAGGCUCUCAAUGCUUCUAUUGCAAGGAUCAAUUCUCAGACUUGGGGGCCAAACUUGUAUGGAAUUGUCAGGAGCCACGUCAGACAUGUUGACAUGUGGAACAGCAAUGAUUAUAGACUAGAGCUGCAGCUCAGUAUUCGUGAAACCGAAUGCACAAAAGCUUCAGGAAGAGACCCGUUUACAUGUGGCUUCAAAGUGGGGCCUUUUGUGCCAACUGCUGUCUGCAAAAGUGUUGUGGAAGUCUCCAGUGAGCAGAUUGUGAAUGUUAUUGUGCGAUGCCAUCAGAACACAUUCAGCUCUGAAUCGAUGAGCAGUGAGGAGAUGAUGCAUAUGCUGAUGAUGAACCCAAGCAAGCGAGGUAGCAGUCGCUCUGAAGCCUUCUCAUCAAGGGGAAGAGGCCGCAGCAAUGGUGACUGGCAUAAACCUGAUUAUACUAACCCUGGCAAAAUUGAAUAAUGCAAUUUAGGAAAAAAUCUUAGAAUCACCUUCUGCUUUACAGCCAACUGGCCAUUGGAUGGGUUCAUCGGGUGCUGAAUGGUUGCACUGCUCAGUCCGUAGUGCUCUGACAUAUUACAGCUCAUCAGGAGUACGGUCUCAGACACCUAAUGCGACUCUGUCCAGUAUGUGUUGUACCAUCUCAUAGCAGUGAUAUUAAAAGAUCAAAGGAUUGCUAUUGCA